UCACUACAUCCUCAAAUUGGUAGCAUCCACCAAAACACUACAACUUCAAACCACUACAACAUUAUGAGUUCUUCGUCAAUUCGUAAUCAGAAUAGCUCGUCUUGCAGCCCGGAGCCAGAUUUAUCUGCAGUGCAAAAAUGGAUCAACCCUCGCACCGGAAAGCCCGAUUUCUCGCGAUAUAAUAACGGUAACCUCGAGCUGCGUACUGUUGCUGCGGCAGAGCUCUUCCACGAGGGUUUUUAUCGCUCCGUUGCUGCGGCAUCGCGAGACCUGAGAGUCCCGUAUGAUAGACUCCUGAGCCGUACCAAAGGAGCAAAGCCUGCCACUCAAAAUGGCGGUAAUAACACUCUCUUGACCGACAUGCAGGAGCAGGCAAUACUGUGUUAGGCACAUCGCCGGGUCACACAGGGCCACCACAUUCAACUUCGAACUCUUCAACACAAUGCAAAUGCUAUUCUAAGAGCCUCGGGCCAUUCUCGCAAGGCUUCACAUAUCUGGGCUAAGCGCUUCAUGAAGCGCUGGAAAAGCACGUUUUAUGUGAAGAAGUCAAUGACCCAAGAUGUAAGGCGUAAGGCAAUGCAAGACCGCGCCCACAUCGAGGCUUUUUUCUGCGCCUUUGAGGACUUUGUGCGUGAGAAUAGCAUCAAGGUUGAGAA
This is a messenger RNA of Ilyonectria robusta, 656 nucleotides long. RefSeq lists its product as uncharacterized. The transcript has a single exon. The record is from RefSeq and is a predicted model, not a curated record. Lineage: Eukaryota; Fungi; Ascomycota; Sordariomycetes; Hypocreales; Nectriaceae. The coding region runs from base 64 to 387 and encodes 107 amino acids.